Messenger RNA from Apis cerana (Asiatic honeybee), 1421 nucleotides. RefSeq names its product RAS oncogene family member RabX6 (gene RabX6). Gene Ontology annotation, molecular function: GTP binding; GTPase activity. NCBI's taxonomy places the organism in Eukaryota, Metazoa, Arthropoda, Insecta, Hymenoptera, Apidae. The record is from RefSeq and is a predicted model, not a curated record.
GAUAUUUUAUUUAUGAAUUCAUUAAAAUUUCUAUUGCACCGUAACAAUGUGAAUAGAUAGUCUAUAAUAGUAGUGAUUUAUGGUCCGUUACUGAUAUAAUAUUUCUGUUGUCACGACUGUCAUCGCACUCAUGUUAGUGAAUGUAUACAUCACAACCGGCAAAGUGACAUAAGCCUAACAUGGCUACCGUUAAAGUAACCGAGCAAAAAGUUAUUUUAUGCGGAGAAUACGGUGUUGGAAAGACUUCUAUAUUUAGACGUUUUGCGAACAAUACUUUUAUAGCAAGCAACGAUCGAAAAUCGACAUUGGGUCUCGAUAAUAUCGAUAAAGAAUAUGUAGUUGAAGACAGACGAAUACGAUUGCAAUUAUGGGAUACAGGUGGUAUGGAAAGAGUUGCAUCAGUAACAUCAAGCUAUUAUAAAUUUGCAGAAGCUGCUAUAUUAGUUUUUGCAUUAGAUAAUUCAACAUCAUUUCAUCUUUUAUCUCAACAUUUGCUUGAUAUUGUUACAUAUGCUGAAAAUGCAAAAAUAUUUCUCUGUGGAAAUAAGAGUGAUUUAGAAAGUUCAUCUCCACAAGUAACAGAUGCAGAAAUGGAACAAUUUUGUGAACAAUGCCAUAAUUUAAUUUCUGGUAUAUAUAAAACAUCCUGUAAGACUGGAGAAGGAAUACAUGAAAUGUUUGAAGAUAUAGCACAACAUUUAGUAGAAGCUAACAGAUCACGAAUGGAAUUGCAUGAAAUGGACAAAGAUAGGUUUAAAAUUUCAUACAUUGAUGAAGCUGCUGAUCCAUCAUGUUUAUGCUAAAUAAUGAAUAUUGGCAAAUAUAUGCUCCUGAUGCAACAUUUUUAUAAUAACUUAACACAUUGCAAUAUUUUAUUGCAGAGUGUAAAAUAUCUUUUUGUAUCGAAUAAUGAUAAUAGUAAGCUUUUCUAUAUAGAAAAGCACCAUUAAAUAAAAAAUGGGAAAAAAGGGGGAAUAUCAAUAAAAUUUAUAUACAAUUGAAGUUAUUUUAAAAAUCACAAAAUAAAAAAUUUUAAAUAAACAUUUAUUACACAUUCAUAAGUUUUAUUUAAUUAGUUUUGUUUAACUUAUUUAUAUGAUUUAUAUAUUUAAUUCAUACUAUCUACAUAUUAGAUAGUUGAAAGUAUGUAAUAAAAGAGUCACUAAUGUUGAGUCCAUUUAAUAGAUUUCAAAUCAAUUCCCUCUUCGACCAUUUCCCAUAAUGGACUGUGAAAAAUAAGCAAUUUAAAUAUAUAUUACUACUUAUGUAUUAUAAUUAAUAUUUAAGACUAUAUAAUCUUAAUUAUAAAAAACGUCCAAUAAUAAAUUUAUCAGUUUCUCAUGAUAUCGCGCUUUUCAUAUUCAUAAAAUUAGAAUAAUACAUAUGUGAUUUUCGUACCAAAUAAAUAUAUUAUAAUUAAA